UUGUCAAUAAGCACUGCACCGGGUUUGCAUUCCUUUUCCUAUAGAAAGAUAGCUAGCAGCUAGCAACACCAACAACCAUGGCCUCCAUUCUUGAAGCUUGUACUCUUAUGUUUCUCACUUUUACAAUGACGUUGUUCUCGUUCAUGGGACAGCCAGCACUAGCUGUGGUAUUUCGACCCAGUAAAUGGGCUCUUGCUCAUGCUACCUUUUAUGGUGAUGAGACUGCUUCUGAAACCAUGGGAGGAGCAUGUGGGUACGGGAAUUUGUUUCAGAGCGGUUACGGGACAGAUACAGUGGCUUUAAGCUCGACGCUAUUUAACAAUGGUUAUGCGUGUGGGACUUGUUACCAGAUAAAAUGUUACCAGUCCAGUGCAUGCUAUAAAAACGUGGCCUUCACCACUGUCACCGCCACCAAUCUCUGCCCUCCUAAUUGGUCCAAGCCCUCAGAUAACGGCGGCUGGUGCAACCCUCCCCGAGCGCAUUUCGACAUGUCCAAGCCCGCCUUCAUGAAAAUCGCUCAGUGGAAAGCCGGCAUUGUCCCUGUCCUGUUCCGCAGAGUGCCGUGCCAAAGUAAGGGAGGGGUUCGAUUCUCGUUCCAAGGAAACGGUUAUUGGCUAUUGGUGUAUGUGAUGAACGUGGGCGGUGGAGGAGACAUUUCAAGAAUGUGGGUGAAAGGAAGCAGAACAGGAUGGAUUAGCAUGAGCCAUAAUUGGGGUGCUUCGUACCAAGCAUUUGCAACACUGGGGGGCCAAGCUCUUUCUUUUAAGAUCACUUCGUACACCACCGGAGAGACUAUUUAUGCAUGGAAUGUUAUUCCUUCCAAUUGGCAUCUGGGACAAACUUAUUCCACCAGUGUCAACUUCCACUGAUAUCAUCAUGUCAACAACCUUUAAUUACUGCUGGCUACUAUUUUGAUCUUCGUUGUCUUUUGUGAACUGGAAGUACACUUGUUUUUAAUUACCUUAUUUUAUAAGUAUUGCAACCGCUGCAAAAUGAAAUUUCUACAAGUUGCAGCAGGUGUUUAUAUAAAGCUAGAUUCAAUGAAUAACUUGCCAUUUUUUGUUAUUUGGCAAGCUUAAACAUACCCACUUGAGUUCAUCUUUUCACACAUUGCAGGAGGUUUUUUGCAUUAAGUUGCAGUUAAAAAAUAAUACUAGUAUGUUUCAUGUGGAGUUUGCUGUGUAUUAAUAAAUAUUUGACAAUUAUAAUAAUGAGUAGCUUACUUUUU
Lotus japonicus is the source of this 1228-nucleotide messenger RNA. Its product is annotated as expansin-A7-like. The coding region runs from base 78 to 869 and encodes 263 amino acids. Lineage: Eukaryota; Viridiplantae; Streptophyta; Magnoliopsida; Fabales; Fabaceae. The transcript has 3 exons. The record is from RefSeq and is a predicted model, not a curated record. Gene Ontology annotation, biological process: plant-type cell wall organization. Gene Ontology annotation, cellular component: extracellular region.